Dendronephthya gigantea is the source of this 2206-nucleotide messenger RNA. Its product is annotated as E3 ubiquitin-protein ligase CHFR-like. Gene Ontology annotation, biological process: mitotic cell cycle checkpoint signaling; protein ubiquitination; ubiquitin-dependent protein catabolic process. The transcript has 22 exons. The record is from RefSeq and is a predicted model, not a curated record. The coding region runs from base 113 to 1978 and encodes 621 amino acids. Gene Ontology annotation, molecular function: ubiquitin-protein transferase activity; protein binding. NCBI's taxonomy places the organism in Eukaryota, Metazoa, Cnidaria, Anthozoa, Malacalcyonacea, Nephtheidae. Gene Ontology annotation, cellular component: nucleus.
CUAAUCCCAGCAAAGAAUAUUUUUCCUUUGAAAUAAUUAUAUUUCCUUUAUAAUUCUUCGAAGAAGAACUAAAGAAGGUACAAGGAGUUCCAGUGGUCUUGUAGGGAAAGCGAUGUCUCGAGGUUUCCAGGGGGGGAUGAGGGGAGAUUGCUUAGAGAACAGUAGAGAAGUAAUAAUGGAGACGUCUGCUUGGGGACAAUUAUUGUGUAACACAGAAACAAAACCUCCCAUUCGUUUAAUGAAAGAUAACAUAACCAUUGGAAGAACUAGUCAUUGUGAUAUAAGUUUUCUGAGCAAUAAGUUAAUCUCAGGACGCCACUGCACCUUAUCUCGUGAUGAAAAUGGCAAAACGUGGUUGACAGACAUCAGCACAAAUGGGACAUUUCUUAAUGGACGAAAAUUGAGAAAAAACAAAAAAGUGGAACUUAAUCACAACGACAAACUGCAGCUUGUUAAAAGACAAAACCAACCAACUGAGGAUGUUGUUUACACAUAUCAAGAUCUAAAGCCACGUCUUCAAGAUGAAGAAUAUAAUCUACUGGAAAGUACCGGAGAGUAUAGCAGAACAGAUGACUCCAGUGCGCAAGAAAUAAAUGAUGAGACUGAUAGUGUUGAUGAGACUAAUAAGGAUGCAGAACAAGCACAAGGAACAAAACUAGUUUCAUCUGUUAAAGAAAAGAAAAUGUGCCCUCAAACUGAGCAGAAACAUGAUGAUGAUAAAGUCCAGAUAAAAGAUGAACCCAAAAUCCAGGAUAACAUGAGAGAAACCUUGAUUUGUAGCAUUUGCCAGGAUAUUUUUCAUGAUUGUCUAAGUUUGCAGCCCUGUAUGCACUCAUUUUGCUCAGCUUGUUACUCAGAGUGGAUGAAGAGGUCAAAAGCAUGUCCCACAUGUCGUCUGCCAAUUGAACGUAUGAGCAGAAAUCAUAUUGUCAACAAUUUGGUAGAUGCAUAUCUAAAAGAUCACCCAGAUAAAAAGAGGGAUGCAGAGGAAUUAGCUGAAAUGGAUGCCAGGAAUAAAAUAACUGAAGAUAUGAUUCGACCAAGCAAAAAAAGGAAGCUUUCUCCCAUUGUCAUCUAUCAUGAUGAUGAUGAUGAUGAUGAUUAUCUAAGUGAUGACUUAAGUGAAGACAACAGCACUGACAAUACAGCAGAAAGUGAUGAUGAAGAUACUGGAGUGGUAUUUACCAGCGUAGUCCCUGGAUUCAGCAUGGGUAUGCCCACAUCAGUUGGCUCCCUCUUUGGAUUCACAUCAAGCACUCCCAGCAGGCCUCCUCCCGUUGUCUGCCGUUGGUGCCCGAGUUCUCGUCAAAACGAAACAAGCUCUUCAGCGAGCGGCUCAGGAAGUGUUAGAGAAAUCAGACCAGGAGUACCUCAACCAGUGUGUCCAUCCGGAUCAUUUCAUCUGCUGUGUCUGUGCUGUGGUAAACCAAUGCCAAAACAAGAGAAUCUUCUCCCACCACCAGGAAGCAUUCCUUAUGCUAAAAGUCAAAAAUGUGGCAUUUGCCAGAACUUCUAUUGUAACUUGCUAUGGAAAUGUGAUAAACCUGACUGCCUGGGAUGUCUGAAUGAGUUUAAAGAUAUCAAAUUCAACAGCAAUUGCCUUGAUGGAGUAAUACUGAAUAAUAAAUACGAGUCGCAGAUCUUGAAGAAUUACCUCAACGACAAAGGUAGGAACAUUCAAGAUCUUCUUUCAAAAUGUUUGGAAAAGUUGGAUACAAAGACUUACACGACGACAGAUCUUGUGAUGAAACCUGAAUUAAGUUCAAUUUUCAUACUGUGCUAUCGCUGCGCGCUCAAGAAUCUUAAAGAACUGGCGUUUCAAUUUCGCCGAGACAUUCCAAACGAGGAGCUCCCAGCUGCUGUGACGUCCCGACCGCAUUGCCAUUGGGGAAAGAACUGCCGAACACAAACCAACCCAAAUAAUCCACAUCAUGCCAGUCGAUAUAACCACAUAUGCGAGCAGACAAGAUUCAGAUGAGCUCUGUUUAUAUAUUUCGAGGACGAAUGAGGUGUAAAUUCUCGUAAAACAUGAGGGGUGAAGAUGAAAAGAGCCUUAGCAAAGUUGAAUGGAGUCUCAGUAUAUUUGCAAUACUUGACGGGACUUUUUCAAAAUAUCCAAACAAAGGAUUUGGUCUAAAAGUGAAAGGCUUUUCCUGUUUUUCACCUUUGUAAAAACGUCUGUCCAGAACUAAUAAGUUUCGCUUUC